Molecule: messenger RNA, 1020 nt
Organism: Panthera uncia (snow leopard)
Lineage: Eukaryota; Metazoa; Chordata; Mammalia; Carnivora; Felidae
Gene: ECI1
Product: enoyl-CoA delta isomerase 1
Exons: 3
Biological process (GO): fatty acid beta-oxidation
Cellular component (GO): mitochondrion
Molecular function (GO): enoyl-CoA hydratase activity
Source: RefSeq, a predicted model, not a curated record
GAAAGACGGCUUGCCACCCAGACAGGAGGGAGAUUUUUGGCCCCCGAGAGCUGGUGGCCCUGUGAGGCGACGGGGCUGACGGGCAAGCCCGAGCCGGUGUGGGUGCAGCACCCCGGGGGCGCGCACCCACCGUGGGACCUGGCUCUCCGGAGCGCAGUCAGGACGCUCCCCCGCAGCACCAGAGCCAGACCGCGCGUCUUCCCCCCGCAGGGAGUCAGCCCUGCGGGAGGCUGCCUGAUCAGCCUCACGUGUGACUACCGCGUCCUGGCGGACAACCCCAAGUACACCAUGGGGCUGAACGAGACUCUGCUGGGCAUCGUCGCCCCCUCCUGGUUUAAAGACACCCUGGUGAACACCGUCGGCCACCGCGUGGCAGAGCGCGCCCUGCAGCUGGGGCUGCUCUUCGCGCCCGCGGAGGCCCUGCGGGUGGGCAUGGUAGACCAGGUGGUGCCCGAGGACCAAGUGCACAGCGCGGCACUGUCGGCGAUGGCCCAGUGGCUGGCCGUUCCAGACCAUGCUCGACAGCUGACCAAGAAUCUGAUGCGCAAGGCCACAGCCGACCGCCUGGUCAAACAGCGCGACGCGGACGUCCAGUACUUCCUCCAGUUCGUCUCCAGGGACUCCAUCCAAAAGUCCCUGCGCGUGUACUUAGACAAGCUCAGACAGAAGAAAGGCUAGGGUCCGGGCCGCGCACGUGGGGCUUGCCCCACAUGUGCCCUUCUGGGGGCCCUCUGCUUCCAAGGGGUUUUAAGCAAGGUAUUUUCCGAUUUCAAGGUACUUUCAGCUCUUGGUCUCGCUGGUCUUAGAAGCUCUGUUCCCGGUAGCCGGUGUCCCAAGGCCACUGCCCCCCAAGAGCGCCUUUUCCGCCUGGCAAGUGGGCAGGGUGGGAUCGGGGGGCGGCAUCUCUGUUGGGGAAUCGUGAACUGGCAGGAGGGGCAGUGCAGGAUUCAGCGACAUCGCUGCUGAAUGUCCCCUUUCCCCGAGCACAAGUGUGAAUAAAGUCCUCACGUUGUCCCGUCA